Armigeres subalbatus is the source of this 1071-nucleotide messenger RNA. RefSeq names its product putative ankyrin repeat protein RF_0580. Gene Ontology annotation, molecular function: protein binding. NCBI's taxonomy places the organism in Eukaryota, Metazoa, Arthropoda, Insecta, Diptera, Culicidae. The record is from RefSeq and is a predicted model, not a curated record.
AUGACCGCCAGCCCGUCCCAGGAGAAACUCAUCCACUCGGACGAUGGCUUCAACGUGUACCUUACGAAACAAACGACCUCGACCAUCGGCUUCCGGUGGGACUUUUCCGCACCACUCGAAUCGCCCUUCGAUCUGUUCAAGGUGGAAAAAUGCUACAGCUGCCGGCGCAACCAAUGGCAAAUGGUGCACUGGGGAACGGCGUGGUCUGUCACGGUUCGCAACCUGGAGCAGAACCUGUGCUACUCGUUCCGUAUCACCGCGAUGAAACAUAAUGAGGAAGAGGAGAUGUUUGUGCACGUGAGAAAAUCGAACAUUUUUAAAUCGUUCACUGCCGGACGUCCGUCGACGAUGUAUUUUCGGGCAGUGAAGAAAAGCCAACCGGCGUUGAUACGGAAGCUUUUGAGCUUGAAGCCGGAACUGGUCAAUGUUCCGGUCAAUGGAGAGACGUUUCUUUAUCAAGCGGUGAGAAACAAUAAUCUGGAGGUGAUCGAUUUGCUGUUUGAGUUUGGAGCGAAUGUGAAUCUUGGGGUGCCAAAUAAUUCGGAGACUCCGUUGCAUUUGGCGGUCUACAACAAGAACAUCAAGAUCGCUCGUCAUUUGCUCGAGCAUGGAGCCGACAUAAAUGCGGCGAACUGCAUUGGGAUGACAGCUGGACACUACGCAGUAGAUACGAACAACUUGCACAUACUCAAGUACGUUUUGACCCACGGAGGAAGCACCGAGGCUCGCGAUCGUUGCAGCUGGACGUUGAUCUUUCGCGCAAUCUACAUGCACGCCAGUACCGAGAUCAUCAAAUACCUGCUGGAGAAAAAAUGUCGACUGAAGAUUCGGGAUAAGAAUCGGCUGAUGCCGCUGGACUACGCCCGUCUCACGGAACAACAGGAGGUCAUCAAUUUAAUCAAGCGUAGGCUUAAGAUCUGAGUGGAACGCCAUCAAACGGCAUAUUUACUGAUAUUUACAGUUUGUUUGUAAAAUUUCUAGCACAAUUUUGUAGCUCACUUUUACACCGGUGUGCGUGUGUUUUUUUAAAUAAAACUUAACUAACAAUACUUAAUCCAAAUCAUAGUGUUC